CUCUUCUCUCUUCUCUCUCCACAGGCGUGGCUUUUGGCUUUCAUUUCCCUUCUCAGAGCCAUCAAGCACCCAUCAAUGGCUGUGUCUGCUUUGUUUCCUUUCUCGUUUGCAUUCACACAGUGAAAGCAAAAGGGGAGAUUGAGGGAAAUCUUUGUUGUCGAAGAGAUGUCCAUGUCUUCUCAAUUUCCUCACUUGUUCUUUGCUUCUUCUCUCAGCUUUUGACUCUAUCAAGCCAGACAGUAAAGAGGGAGUAGCAUCAUUCGAAACGCUGCGUUUCAACUCUCUCGCGUUUUCUCUCGUUUUCUAGCUUGGGCCUUGGGGUUCUUCUAUAAAGAGAUGCAGAGGUGGGAUAAAUCGCUCCGUGAGGAUCGGUACCGGAACGGUAGAGAAAAUCCGUCCUUCUCGUCGACUCUGCUCGACGCGAUUUACAGGUCGAUCGACGAGGGUGGUGAAGGGGAGGAAGAGCUGGUUCUGUACAGAGAAACUAUGAGGAAGAAGCACAGUAAUUGCACUGUGAAUAAGGAGGAGGACGAAGAGAUGGCGAGUCUUAGGAGAGCCAUCAUGAUCGAAAAAUGGAUGGAGAAGAAGGUGAGCGAGAAGGUGGUGGUUCGGCGAAAGUCCAUGGCGGAUUUCGAGAGAAGGUCGCGGAACGAUCGCGAUUCUUUUUUCCUGAAUUCGACUUCGAGCUCCUCCGACUCCAGCUCGGGAGGAGGAUUCUCGUCGUCGGAGGCGGAAUCUGUAAGGUCGUCUGGUUUUCAGAGACCGAAGCCGAUACGAACCAGCACGUCGGUUCCACCGGAGAAUCACCACCACCUUAUGUUUGAGAAUUAUCACGACAGAAAUUACAUUGCGUCGCAGAAGCCAAAGCACGAAGGCGGUUUCGUGAAGACGAAGUCUCGAGCGCUGAAGAUCUACGGCGAUCUCAAGAAGGUGAAGCAACCAAUCUCUCCCGGCGGCCGCCUCGCGAGCUUCCUCAACUCUCUCUUCACAACCGGAACCGCCAAGAAAGCGAAGAUAUCCUCGUCGGAAGACUCUACACCAGAACGCAAAUCAAAGUCCGGCCACACGUCCACAUGCUCAUCAGCCUCCUCCUUCUCCCGCUCCUGCCUGAGCAAAACGCCGUCAUCCAGAAGCAAACUCAGCAACGGCACGAAGCGAUCAGUGAGAUUCUACCCCGUCAGCGUCAUAGUCGACGAAGACUGCCGUCCCUGCGGCCACAAAUGCUUGUACGAAGACGGCAAACCGAUACGAACUGUAACAAACUUCAUCAACGAAGACAUCAAGCUCAACAUCGACCACAACCGCCGAGUGGAAGAAGCCGCAAGAGAUCUGCUGAAAAAUUACCAAAAGAAAAACGAAUCGUACCUGAGAGAAGCCGCCAACCAUGAAGAUUCCGACGACGAUGCAGCGAGCUGCGCCAGCUCAGAUCUCUUCGAGCUCGAUAACCUCUCAGCCAUCGGAAUCGAUAGGUACCGCGAAGAGCUUCCAGUGUAUGAAACUACUCGCAUGGAUACGAAUCGAGCCAUUGCCAGCGGCUUGAUUCUCUAAUUUCCAAAUCCAAAAAAUCCAAAACAAAAAAAAAAAACUGUCCUUUUCCUUUUUCUUGAAUUUUAUGGUUUUUGGGGGUUUACAUCAAGAGAAUAAAAUUUCUCUCUUUCCUUUUU
Molecule: messenger RNA, 1664 nt
Organism: Vitis vinifera (wine grape)
Lineage: Eukaryota; Viridiplantae; Streptophyta; Magnoliopsida; Vitales; Vitaceae
Product: protein BIG GRAIN 1-like A
Exons: 1
Coding region: 337-1548 (403 amino acids)
Biological process (GO): auxin-activated signaling pathway
Source: RefSeq, a predicted model, not a curated record